Cottoperca gobio is the source of this 2847-nucleotide messenger RNA. It is a transcript of the gene slc5a6b, whose product is annotated as solute carrier family 5 member 6. Gene Ontology annotation, biological process: transmembrane transport; sodium ion transport. The record is from RefSeq and is a predicted model, not a curated record. Gene Ontology annotation, molecular function: symporter activity. Gene Ontology annotation, cellular component: membrane. The transcript has 16 exons. NCBI's taxonomy places the organism in Eukaryota, Metazoa, Chordata, Actinopteri, Perciformes, Bovichtidae. Bases 389 to 2050 code for a protein of 553 amino acids.
AAAACAAAUGGAUCACAUGGAGCGAGAUUAACCAGCGGUCGGUUAAUGUCACGCUUUAUGAACACAGCAGGAGACAUUACAACACGAGAUUAAUCGCAAAGGGAGUCAGAAUGUUAUCCUGUGUGUAGUCGUUGUUUCUGUGUGUUUCUGUGUGUAGUCGUUGUUUCUGUGUGUUUCUGUGUGUAGUCGUUGUUUCUGUGUGUUUCUGUGUGUAGUCGUUGUUUCUGUGUGUUUCUGUGUGCAGCUCACGGAGCUCUUGAACGUCGCAGUAAAAGCAGCAUGUUGACCCGGAUUACAACAGAGCUGCUGUGUAAAGGCUCUCCUGGCUGAUGGCUGUGUCUGAAGACGUUUCCCCCCCGCCUGCAGCCGAGCCUUGAAGACGCUCAGCAUGGACGCGUCGGAGCAGAAGCGUUUCUCGGCCGCGGACUACGUGAUAUUCGCGCUCUUGCUCGUGGCCUCUGUGGGCAUCGGGCUGUACCACGCUCUCUCCGGUGGCCGCCAGCGCACCACGCAGGAGUUCCUGCUGGCGGACCGGAGCAUGAGCUGCCUUCCCGUCUCGCUGUCGCUCAUCGCCUCCUUCCAGUCCGCCGUGGCGAUCAUCGGCGUUCCGGCAGAAAUCUACACGCACGGUACGCAGUACUGGUUCAUCGGCUGCUCCUACAUCCUGGGCCUCCUGAUCCCUGCGCAUGUCUUCAUCCCUGUGCUGUACAGACUGCAGCUCUCCAGCGUUUACCAGUAUCUAGAGCUGCGCUUCAGUAAAGCGGUGCGUAUCUGUGGGACUCUGACCUUCAUCUUCCAGACGGUGAUCUAUAUGGGACUCUGUGUUUACACUCCGGCCUUCGCUCUGAAUGCAGUCACUGGCUUUGAGUUAUGGGCUGCAGUGCUGGCCACUGGACUCGUGUGCACGGUGUACACAACAAUGGGCGGUCUGAAGGCCGUCAUUUGGACAGACGUCUUCCAGACGCUGGUGAUGUUUGCAGGGCAGCUCGCCGUCAUCGUGGUCGGGGUGCAGCGCACCGGAGGCGUGUCCGAAGUCUGGAGGAAAGUCCAGGAAGGAAACCGCAUCUCUUCUCUGGACCUGAACCCCGACCCCACAGAGAGACACACCUUCUGGACUCUGGGUGUCGGCGGCGUCUUCCUCAUGCUGUCUCUGUACGGCGUGAACCAGGCGCAGGUCCAGAGAUACCUCAGCGCUCGCACGGAGAGAGAAGCCAUCAGGUCUGUGUACAUGGCGUUCCCCUUCCUGCAGCUGGCGCUGGCUCUCAGCUGCACGAUGGGACUCGUCAUGUUCGCUCGUUACUGCGGAGAAGAUCCGUCGGAGCGUCUGGGCACGCGCUCCAGAGACGCCAUGGUGAUGUACUUUGUGAUGGACAUGCUGGAAGGUCUUCCUGGACUUCCUGGUCUGUUUGUCGCCUGUUUGUUCAGUGCAGCUCUCAGCACCAUCUCUUCGGCCUUUAACUCUUUGGCCACCGUGACGAUGGAAGACCUCAUCAAACCACAUUUUCCCGCCAUGACGGAGGCGAGAGCGACGCUGCUGUCCAAAGCUUUAGCUCUGUUCUACGGGCUGCUGUGUCUGGCCAUGGCGUAUCUCUCUCACCUGAUGGGGGAGUCAGUUCUGCAGGUCGCUCUGAAAAUCUUCGGGAUGGUCGGAGGUCCGAUUCUGGGACUUUCUGUCUCGGGAUGUUCUUCCCGUGGGCCACUCCACCGGGGCGGGAGCCGGUCUGGGAGCCGGUCUGGGUUUGGCGUUCUGGGUCGGUAUCGGGAGCAUCGUCACUGGCGGCUCCGACACGAAAACGCUGCCGUCCAACUGCAAAGCGGCCAACACGACGGCUGCUGCCCUCGCUGCACUCAGCAACGCCACGCUGAGCCGGCCCUCUGGCCUGAAGAGGUUUUACUCGUUGUCCUACAUGUGGUACAGCGCGUUCAACUGCCUCACAGUCGUCAUCAUAGGCCUGAUCAUCAGCAGCCUCACAGGCCCUAUGAAGGAGGAAGACGUGACACCAGGAACCAUCUACCCGUUGUUGGGGAAGCUGCUGUGCUUUCUGCCUGAACGCCUCAGAAAGAAGCUCUGCUGCACAACGCCGCCGGGACGCACGCUCUCAGCACAAGACAUGAAUGGACUGACACACGAGGUCAGAGCUCGAGCUGCUUUAAUGGAGCACGAAACCUCCCUGUGAGCGUCUGUCUGCAGCCUCAGCGAAACAUCUUCUGUUCACAUCUACGACUGUAUGCUCAACAACCUCUCGUGACUCUGUUUUAUAAAGUUUUUAACCGCCGCUGACUCGUCUUAACCGCCCGCUAGUGACCAACCAAAACAGACUUUACAUUGAGCGGAUUCCUCAUGACGUCCGGAUAACAUCUGGAGAAUCAGUUCCGCACAUUGAGUUGUGAAGUGGCUUUAGUCUGUCGCAGGCCACUGUGUGUUGUUUGUUAGGAUGUUAUGAAGUUAUGAAGUUAACACGAUGCGAGGGGAAUAAAUCCCCGUCAACCUUCUUAGUUUGGGAGACCUGCUCUCUGCUGAGCCACUCUUUCUAUUUAUGUGUUGUUUUGGUUUUGCGAACAAAGAUGUAUUUGCACAAUCAAAUGCUGCAAAGAGACGGUUAUAAUUUUACAGAUGCACAAACGGUACAACGGUCCUGAGAGGCAAGUAAAAAAUAAAUAAUAAUAAUAAAUCUUAUUUUCUAAACUUUCUUAAUACUUAAUAAUCUGUGAAACUCUUGGAAAACAUAUUACAUAUUUCUACAUUUUCUUUUAUCCAUGAGAACACUUUUUAUUUUCUUGUCAGGAUAAAAUAUUCAUGUUUUCUAUCAAAAUAAAUUAAUGUUACACAAACUCGUAAAACUCACC